AUGAACCACAAUAAGGUUCAGAAAGUAGACAUCGAAUCUAAGGCCAGGGCAAUCCUCACAUACUGUAUGACUAUGGCAUUGCACAGAGAUCCGGCGACUGAGCGUGUCUUGCGCACGAAUGAGGAUAUUCAGGCAAUAGUUUGUUUAUCAUAUCCUGAACUACUCCUACAGAGCAACAAGAGACAUGACCCCCUCCACCCUUCAUCUAACAAGGCUGGUAAUGAGAGAAUGGCGCCGCUCAAUCCGUCGAAGGAGGUAGACUCCUAUACAUCUACAUAG
Molecule: messenger RNA, 279 nt
Organism: Histoplasma mississippiense
Lineage: Eukaryota; Fungi; Ascomycota; Eurotiomycetes; Onygenales; Ajellomycetaceae
Exons: 2
Coding region: 1-279 (92 amino acids)
Source: RefSeq, a predicted model, not a curated record